AUGUGGCUGUUUGAGGCAGGCACAGGCACCACAGCCUUUGACUCUUCAACUUACCAGCGAAACGGCCUCCUCCGUGGUGGUGCCGCUUUCACCCCGGAUGCGCGCAUUGGUACCUAUGCCCUUGCCCUGGACGCAGGCACCACAUCCCAUGUCACCCUGCCCUGCGUCGGUCUCUCUAGCUCGGGCGAGACACGAGCACUCUGGCUCAAGUCAGACGCCACGCUUCAGGCCAUGUCGCUUCUGUCAUAUGGUCACUCGGCUGUUGGUGGUGUCAUGAGCUAUGAGUUCCGCCUGGUCCAGGGCUGCCCUCAAGUCUUUGUUUACGAUGGCUUCUCACAGCAGAUUGUGGGUGGGCCUGGCGUGGUGGCCCCCGUCAAUGAUGGUCAGUGGCAUCAUGUUGCCUACACACUCAGCGUCGAUGGUCAGGCCAACAUCUACGUGGAUGGUGCCCCAGUGGCCUCUGCCACAGACUUGGACCUGGCUGGUCUCGUCUUGCUCGAUGCCAUUGACAUUGGUCGUCGCAGCGUUGGCACUUCGAGCGCUCUCUACUUUAACGGCCGUCUCGACAAUGUCCUGCUGGAGCACCGCGAGCUUUCUGAAGCUGAGAUUAUGGCGCUUGCCUUCCCUCCCACGACAACGACCACCAUUCCUACCACCUCAACGGCUGAUCUCACCACCACCACCACCACCACCACCACCACCGCUACGACAACCGCCGCUCCCGUAACCACGACUGAGAGCACCACCACCACCACUGCUCCCGACGGCAGCGGGGAUGGAAGCACCACCACCGCGCCCCCCACAUCGACCACGGGCUCAGCCACCAUGACCACCACUGGCCCAACUCUUUCAUCGCCCCCUUCAACAUCAACCGCCACCACCACCCAGACUACCACCACCAACACACCUACUACUACUACUACUACUACUACUACUACUACUACUACUACUACUACUACUACUACUACUACUACUGCUGCUGCUACUACUACUACUACUCAAAGUACAACCACAACGCCUGCAGCCUCCCUACAAGGCAUGUGGCUGUUUGAGGCAGGCACAGGCACCACAGCCUUUGACUCUUCAACUUACCAGCGAAACGGCCUCCUCCGUGGUGGUGCCGCUUUCACCCCGGAUGCGCGCAUUGGUACCUAUGCCCUUGCCCUGGACGCAGGCACCACAUCCCAUGUCACCCUGCCCUGCGUCGGUCUCUCUAGCUCGGGCGAGACACGAGCACUCUGGCUCAAGUCAGACGCCACGCUUCAGGCCAUGUCGCUUCUGUCAUAUGGUCACUCGGCUGUUGGUGGUGUCAUGAGCUAUGAGUUCCGCCUGGUCCAGGGCUGCCCUCAAGUCUUUGUUUACGAUGGCUUCUCACAGCAGAUUGUGGGUGGGCCUGGCGUGGUGGCCCCCGUCAAUGAUGGUCAGUGGCAUCAUGUUGCCUACACACUCAGCGUCGAUGGUCAGGCCAACAUCUACGUGGAUGGUGCCCCAGUGGCCUCUGCCACAGACUUGGACCUGGCUGGUCUCGUCUUGCUCGAUGCCAUUGACAUUGGUCGUCGCAGCGUUGGCACUUCGAGCGCUCUCUACUUUAACGGCCGUCUCGACAAUGUCCUGCUGGAGCACCGCGAGCUUUCUGAAGCUGAGAUUAUGGCGCUUGCCUUCCCUCCCACGACAACGACCACCAUUCCUACCACCUCAACGGCUGAUCUCACCACCACCACCACCACCACCACCACCACCGCUACGACAACCGCCGCUCCCGUAACCACGACUGAGAGCACCACCACCACCACUGCUCCCGACGGCAGCGGGGAUGGAAGCACCACCACCGCGCCCCCCACAUCGACCACGGGCUCAGCCACCAUGACCACCACUGGCCCAACUCUUUCAUCGCCCCCUUCAACAUCAACCGCCACCACCACCCAGACUACCACCACCAACACACCUACUACUACUACUACUACUACUACUACUACUACUACUACUACUACUACUACUACUACUACUACUACUGCUGCUGCUACUACUACUACUACUCAAAGUACAACCACAACGCCUGCAGCCUCCCUACAAGGCAUGUGGCUGUUUGAGGCAGGCACAGGCACCACAGCCUUUGACUCUUCAACUUACCAGCGAAACGGCCUCCUCCGUGGUGGUGCCGCUUUCACCCCGGAUGCGCGCAUUGGUACCUAUGCCCUUGCCCUGGACGCAGGCACCACAUCCCAUGUCACCCUGCCCUGCGUCGGUCUCUCUAGCUCGGGCGAGACACGAGCACUCUGGCUCAAGUCAGACGCCACGCUUCAGGCCAUGUCGCUUCUGUCAUAUGGUCACUCGGCUGUUGGUGGUGUCAUGAGCUAUGAGUUCCGCCUGGUCCAGGGCUGCCCUCAAGUCUUUGUUUACGAUGGCUUCUCACAGCAGAUUGUGGGUGGGCCUGGCGUGGUGGCCCCCGUCAAUGAUGGUCAGUGGCAUCAUGUUGCCUACACACUCAGCGUCGAUGGUCAGGCCAACAUCUACGUGGAUGGUGCCCCAGUGGCCUCUGCCACAGACUUGGACCUGGCUGGUCUCGUCUUGCUCGAUGCCAUUGACAUUGGUCGUCGCAGCGUUGGCACUUCGAGCGCUCUCUACUUUAACGGCCGUCUCGACAAUGUCCUGCUGGAGCACCGCGAGCUUUCUGAAGCUGAGAUUAUGGCGCUUG
This is a messenger RNA of Monosiga brevicollis MX1, 2695 nucleotides long. RefSeq lists its product as uncharacterized. The transcript has 3 exons. The record is from RefSeq and is a predicted model, not a curated record. NCBI's taxonomy places the organism in Eukaryota, Choanoflagellata, Craspedida, Salpingoecidae. Gene Ontology annotation, biological process: RNA export from nucleus; protein import into nucleus. Gene Ontology annotation, molecular function: phospholipid binding; structural constituent of nuclear pore. Gene Ontology annotation, cellular component: nuclear pore; nuclear pore central transport channel. The annotation marks the transcript as partial.